AUGACAGCUCACGAAAAAACUGUUGUUCAAGUAAAAGUACGAAAAGGAGUAAUGAGUACCACCGAUGAUCCAUCAAAUAUUUUUCUUAUUCUAAAUGAUAAUCAUCGGAAUCAGAAUUACACCACAGAAGCUGAUCAUUCUGUAUGUGCAGUUUAUAAAUUAUAUCCACAGCGUUUUUGGAUUUUAUUUGUAUUUUCAUUUCUUUCGUUUAAUCAUUGCAUGAUCUGGUUAACAUUUUCACCCAUUGCUCUAAGUGCUGAACAAUAUUAUCUUAUUUCAGAAUCAACAGUUGAUUUAUUAUUAAAUUGGGGUGCCAUAGUAUUCAUUCCAUGUUUACCAUUAACUUACAUAUUAUUAAAUAAGAAAAACGGUUUACGUAAAUGUGUUUUAACGUUUGCUAUUUCCGUAUUUCUUGCAACAUCAAUUCGAAUUCUGCCAUUAAUUUUUACACAUUUAAAGCCA
Messenger RNA from Didymodactylos carnosus, 462 nucleotides. NCBI's taxonomy places the organism in Eukaryota, Metazoa, Rotifera, Eurotatoria, Philodinida, Philodinidae. The record is from the annotation of a GenBank genome assembly.